Messenger RNA from Acanthochromis polyacanthus (spiny chromis), 6239 nucleotides. RefSeq lists its product as uncharacterized. Lineage: Eukaryota; Metazoa; Chordata; Actinopteri; Pomacentridae. The record is from RefSeq and is a predicted model, not a curated record. Bases 84 to 791 code for a protein of 235 amino acids. The transcript is spliced from 4 exons.
UUUAAACGUUCAUGUGGCCAGAGGAAGGUCGGUCGCGUCCAGUUGAAGAGCGCGUCUUGUCGCUGUUCCUCCGCGCGUAAAAAAUGCGUAAAAAGCGAAAUGAUGAAGAUUUGCAUCUCAGACCGCCAAACCCGUCCCAUGGCUCGGCCGCAGUAGCAGCUACAGAGGGCGGCGGAGCGGAUCCAGAACCCGUCGGUGCAGCUGGAGUCUCGGCGAAAACAUCCCGUUCGAACUCCACCGGAGGAGAGCCGGACUCCCCGUCCUGGUCCAGAGCCAGCCUAGGCGUGUUUCAGACCAGGUCGAUAUUUCACCUCCCUCGCCGCUCCUCCAGUGGUUAUUUCUCCGCCGAUGGUUCCGACUCGGUGCCGAGCUCCCCGCUCUCACCGAAGCGGCUGACGGCUGACAAAACCACGCAAACUCCGAGCCCGAGCGGCCAGGUGAUCAGACACGCACUGGAGCGCAUGGCCGGUGAGGCGCACAGAGGAGGACCGGAGACGCAGCGGCAGCAGCACGGACUGUCCCUCAACCCCUCUAGCAUUCGGCGGAGAAACGCAGCAGGGGCCAUGCAUGAAGAGGCGUUCGGACGAGAGCUCCAACGUAUUGGAGACGAGUACAACAGGCUUGUCCUGCAGAGGGCAGAAGAUAGACGUCCUGGGAUUUAUCUCAACUUGAUGCCAAACAUCCACCAGGAGCCCGUCACUGUGCUCUGCUUCGGCUUCCUGCUCCUCCUGCUUGGACGGAUAAUAUACUUGCAAGGCAGUACGAACAGCCAUGAUCUCUCUCAGGUUUAGCCUUUGGAAAACCCAGCAGACGUAGCAAUGUUCUGAAAUAUGUAUGUUUUUGGAUCUGUCCAGUCUUGAUGGUUCUUUUACGUUUUGGGGACCUUUUUUUCUCCCGUUUUCCCGGCCGACUUUGGACUGUGUUGGUUUUUGGAAGGAACUCUAAAAUGCUGGGAUUGGAGGUUUUGCACCGCUGUUUUUCCUUCACGGCCUCUGAGCCUUUGUGAUACAACCAAAGAGGCGAGAUUUUGCACUCCUUUUUUAGCGUGGGGGCGGUCGUGUCACCUAAAUAUGCCUCCGCGAAAUGGCGCCUGUGGAAAUUCAAAUGUGCCUUGUACAGUUUCCUGUUUACUUUUUCAGCUUCUUUGUGAGGCAUUUGUUGUACAGAGAUUAUGAGUCCCUCGGGUGAUCAACGCCGCAGACCCAGGGUUGUAAAAUUACGUGGGUCCAGCCUGCAAAGUUUCCCUCUGACGGUUUCACAUCACAACUGCAGUCAAGUCAGGUUUGAAUCCAGCUUGCAACAGACUCAUGACCUGUGUGGGAACCAACUGGACCAAAGUUUGCAUUAUUAUUAUCCAAUGUUUUUACCACAGUGUUCCCAAACUACUUUGCAAUUUUUUACUUUUUGUUACCAUGAAAUGCAUAUCCGCUUAUGCCUGCUUUGUAAAUUGAUGUGAAUUUACGGCACACCAGCGUUUUUAGACACAGAAAUGCAAAACGGCCUGCUAAUUUGGGUACUAUUUAGCACAGGCAUUGGCUCAAGAGAUCUUGGAGUGACAUGGAUUUUACUUGUACAGCUGAAGCUCCACAGAAAUAAGUAGAUGCACCAAGCCUGUAGGGUUUUUAAAUACAUUUCUUUGAAUUUCUGUUGGUUUAAAAAACAUAUAUAUGACAGAAAAUGCAUCCUUUAUCCCUGUAUUUCGUGAUUUCUUUGCACCGUGUUAUACACCAUUUGGUACACAAUAUGACCGGUUAAUGCCUGAACACAACUUGCUGAUGCAGAUUUUCCAGAUUUUCAUUCAGUUAACCUUUCAAAAAAACUCGUAUCUCAUGAAUAGUAAGUCAUUACCAGCCUACUGUAGUUACAAUAACAUCAGAAUUGGUUUUACCUCCUGAUACUACCUAUUUAUAUGGAUUUCUGAAAGCAUUAACAGGUUCCAUCUUGGCUCAAGUUGUAUUCAGCAUUAAAACGAAGAUUUUGCACGUUAAAACCCAAAAGCAGGAGCUGAUUGCUUCGCUUGUUAAUGCAAUAAUAACUUUUGAGUAACUGUUACUUAGCUUCCCAAUCAGCAGAGUGACGUAGAUGAACAAAAUCAACAGAAAAACCACGUCAGUCAUUCAAACCAGUAAGUAGUGUCAUUUCUCGCUGUCCCGUUUACUCAUUCUCCAGCUCAUUGACAUUAAUACUCAGAGAGUUUUCCUACAAUAACUGAUCAAGCUGUACUCUCUUCCGCUGUUCUUUCUUUGAGCCUCUGGUUCUGCCAUCAGCAGCCAGAGUGAAUGUAGGCGGCGAGUAGUUUGUUGACAAGGUCACGUUAUCCGUUUAUUAGCUCAGUGAUUCAGACCCGGCCAAGUCUCCUCACGCCUGCCAGGUCAUUAAACACUCAGAUUGCUGGAUACAAACCAAACACUGAAUAAUGCAGUCAAAAAGGCGUUUGUCACUUGCUGGUUAGCCAACAGUAACACGGCAAACAGUGGUGAUACAGGGUUCAGAUUAAGUCCAGUUUUUCUUAUCUUUGAGCUCUUUAUACUCAUUGAGCUCUCAUGUUGUGUCAGAAAUUUCCACAAGUAGGCCAUUGUUUUGUCAUGAUUACUAAAAUACACGUUACACCUGAUUCCACCUGAAUGACAGAAAGAGAAAGAGCUCAGUACGUUCUGGAAACCUUUUAUGCAACAACACCAAAAAUGAAAUGCUUGUUCAAUUGUAUGCACGAAUAUCUGUGUUUUUUCUGAUUAGGAGAUAAAUAACUUCACUUUGUUAACCUUAAACAACAUUUGCUUUUUGAAUGUACGGUUGUGGAAGAAAAUCAUGCGAGAAAAGAUUCGACUGAAGCAUUUUGUACAACUGAGAGUGCAUUUACAACAUGAGAGCCUGGGGAAUCAACUGUGUGCUACAGUUUAUUGGAGAUGGGGAAGUUAAUAAAAUGUUCGUUAAGCAAAUCAAGCAGCCACUGAAGUCUUUUUAAGAUUUGGAAAUUCUUUGGCAAAGAAUAUAUCUUAUGGUUUUUAUUUUUUAUGACACGUGAUUCCUGCUGUUCACCUUUGUGGCCACAGGGGGCAGUAGUGAGAUUGUGACUCUUAAGAGAUGAGAAAAUGAAUUUCCCCACCUCCCUUAAGUAAAAAUGCACGACAUAUUCCUCGAUCUUUGUCAUGCUUUGUAACUAAAUAUGUUUAAAGUCCAUGAAUAAUAGGAACAUUGGCCAAAGAGAAUUGUGCAGAGGUUUUGUUUUCUGGGUUAUUUUAGGUGGUACAGGUGAAAUUCUGUGCCAUUAUUUUGUGUUUCCUUGAUUGGUACCAAUAAUUAUAAAAUCACAUCAGAUAAACGGUGUCUAUUUCAACCCAACUGGAAAAAAAAUGUGAACGUAAUUAGUCGUUUAAUGGUCAUAAAGUAUUUCCAUCACUGUUUCUAAACUCCCUGUGAGGUUAACCAGACGAGAACUGUAAAUGGAAGCCUGUUGUAACACAAUCAAUAAUCAAACAUACGUUACGUGCUUGGAUGUUUGCACAGUUGUGUCAACAGCGACGAUUAAGAGCGAUCCCUCCAUUCAUCAGCCCUGCAGAAACAUUUCAGCUCAUCUGUGUAAUCUCAUGUUUUAAUGGUGUUAAAGUAUCUGCUCGGCCGCCGUGACUUCUUCCUGCAAUGAUGUGAUGGAUUAGCAUCACAAACUGAAGGGUGUUGACGUUUUGUUCAUGGAGGAAUAAUGUACAGAUUUGGGGGAUUACUGGCAGCGGAGAUCCUUAAAAAUGAUCCACCUCUGACAGCAGUGUUACAUAGAUCACAUGUGGAGUCAUAAAUGCUGCCAGUACGACUUACUGGACUGAUGCGUACCAUGAAAAACACAAAACCACCAUUAAGAGAUCCACACAGCUCCAUUAGCGACGCUCAGUUUAGUGUUUCCAGCAGCCAUAUGUGCCCCCUCCUGGAAAACAAGCACCACAGUCCAAAGAGUUAAACUUGUGUCAUUUCGUCCACGUUUAUUUUCAACCACGCCCUAUCACACUACUCUCUGUUUCCGUACGUCUUAUCCUUCCCUGCUGGAGAGACGUUUCAGAUAUCAUGCGACUUUCCUCCGCUGUGACACUGAGAGCGCUGUGACUGCACGCUGACUUUCUGAUAUUGUGCCAUGUGAAACCUACAACCUCAUUUUGAAGUACUGUAUGACAGCCGGAGUGUGAGAGGAGGGAGAUGGCAGGGGAGGAAACCGAGAGGUGAAUUACCAACUUCUGAAACCGAUAUGGAAACCCGGUGAUGUGCUCGAUCUCCGCCUGUCGUUUGGAGGUGUUAGAGCUCAGAAACACUUGAGGGACAUUCAGGGUUUUACUGACUCGCAUCAACACUGCUGGAGCUGCUUUAGUAAAAUGCCAUUUUUGUAUUUGUCUGGGCUUUUAGCGUUGGUCAAGCAGGAGCAUCAUUCAAAGUCGAUUUUCUACCAUCAUGUGGGAAAGUGAGUUGGAAAUUUUUGGCUUUCUGUGACACAUUUGAAUCAGUUAACACUUGAUUUUCUUUGAUACAGAGUCUACUUGUUGAGGAAUAUUAGCUUUGAAGAGGAAAAACAACAAAUGUGACAUUCUUUUGUGGAAACAGGAAGUAAACCUUUGGCAUCAGAAGCUAGUUCGGACUGGACUUGCUGAAUUUUGGACCACUCAACCUGCAAAUUUAAAAGUUGUUUGAGGGUUUUCUUGUUUCAGAUCUCCUCACAGCUUCUCAAACAAACCUUAGCUUUUACUGGACCACUUAGUAAAUUUAAUUUCCUCUCUCUGAGCCAUUUCUGUACGGAUUUCGUGGUGUGUUUAAGGUCAUUAGCCCGCUGAAAAAUCCACUUCAGCUUCUGGAUUCACAUUAUCUUGAUCGGAUGCAGACUUAUAGCAACUUGAAAACACGACGUUUCUGGUUCUUCUCCUCUAAAGUCGCCAAACAUGUCGACUGUUUCUGUGUUUAAGCCACUAAAUCUGGCCUGGUCUUUACCUGCAGUGUGUUGGGUCAUUUUUGAACAGAAAGGUCUUUCUUCCUGAUACGCCUAACAUACAAUUUGUGCAAUAUCUUUGUGAUUGUAGACGCGUGCACUUUGACACCAACACUUGCAGGUUUACCUGCAGAUCCUGUGAUUAGAUUCUGGUGUUUUUUGGACAUUUUUUUGAAAGGAACAGCCUCCCUUUGAAUGAAUUUUCUGGAGCGAGUCAUUUUUAAUCUGAUCUAAAUCCUCUUCCAGACUCACAGGAAUCCACAACAGUUUUUUUCCACCUGAAGGUCAAAUAUCUCUGUAGAAAAGAGAACAGCAGAGGUUUAAAUCAGACAGUUUCCACUUUUCACCCAACAAAUUGUGAUAAAUACAAAGUUUAUUUAUUCCCAUUCUCAAAGCGACACAAAAUAUCAUCUUUGUGUCCUGUGUUUAACCCUCGUGUCGUCCUGUGGGUCAAAUUGACCCGUUUUAAAGUUUGACAAUGUGGAAAAAAUAUACUUUUAUAUCCACAUUUUCAGCAUUUUUGGGGAUUUUUUUUUAGUUGGAAAAGGAAAUGCUUUAAAGAAAAGUUUCUUUUAGAACAUUCACAUAAAAAUCAACCAACAUCCAGCAAAUUUCGCUGGAUUUUGUUAGAUUUUUAUGUGAAUGUUCUAAAAGAAAAUAUUAGAAGUUUUACUGAGUUUUCUAAGUUUUCUACAUUUUUAGAAUUUUUUUGGAAGAUUUUUGCUCAUUUUUUGAAAAUUUUCUUCCUGAAGGUUUUGCAAAUUUUCAGAAAUUUGGGGAAUUUUUUUGCUGAAUUUUUAGAUUUUUUUCAGACGAGGAAACAAUAUUUUUGGUGCCUGUAAAUGAGGACAACAGGAGGGCUGAGUAAAGCCACUGUUUCUAAGAGAAUUUUGUUUGCAAAUGUGUCAAAAAGCCAACAAUUCAUUCUAUAAUCACUUUUCCAUGUGAUCGUUUUAGCAGGAAAAUCUAAAGAAAAGCUGAAUUUGAGCUGUUGAAUGAUUGAACACACAAAGGGGCGCCAGAGACGCUGUGGCGUGUCGUGCUUUCGCUGCAAAUGUUGUAUAAAGUAACUCAUCUGUUGGAGUCGGUUUGUGCAGAAACUGAAACAAACUAGCCCAAAUGACUCCAAGCGACCCAGUAAAGCUGUAGCAACGUGUCCUUUUUUUUGUUAAUAAAUGUUAUUGUACACUGAAAAUAUUGUAAUAAUGAAUCAGAAUGGUUUUUGAUUGCUGUAAAAUGCUUUUACAUCUUUUUACAUUAAACGGAAUAAGCAGUU